AUUAUAAAUUCUCUAUUUCCAUAUUUUGGCAGAGAGAAAACCUGUUUUACAGAAAUCUAGUCGAAUCGGCGUCUUUCUUGCUCUUAAGUCUUAACACCUUUGUUGGCGGCUGCUUUGGGAUUAACGCCAAACGAGAGAAUCCCCCCUCUAAAUCCAUCAAUGGUACGUUUGCAGUUGGAUCCGUUUCUUAGUGAAUUAACUACCAUGUUUGAGCAGACUACCGAGAAAGGCUCUGUAUGGGUUACUCUCAAACACUCGUGUGACAAGUCUGCCGUGCAAAUAAAUAAGAUGAAGAGUGCUGGUAAAGUUCCGGAGUACAAAUGUCUUGUUAGGGCAACUGAUGGAAAGAAGAACAUAUCUACAUUGGUCGGAACAAAGGAUCAUCAGCGCUUUCAAGCAUCUUAUGCUACUAUUUUGAAGGCCCGCAUGACAUCUUUGAAAAAGAGAGAGAAAAAGGACAAAAGAAAGGCCACGGAUACCGAUAAAAAGCAAGGAGUCUCAAAGAAACGUGCUGCUACCUCCAAGCCAUAAUGAUAUAUUGGAGUUCAUGGUCUAGCAUACAUCUCAUUUAAAAUGUUUCCUUUUGUGCUAAUUUGUGAAAGAUAGUGUUAUAUUUUGCCCCUCACCCAUGCUUCCCUUUGAAGAAUCAUCGAUACAAAUCGGUAUAUUGUCGGGUGGAUAUUCAGGUUCUUUUACAAGUGAAUAUUUGCUGGGCAGAUAUUUAUCAAAUGCAGAUUACGUGACUCUA
Erigeron canadensis is the source of this 748-nucleotide messenger RNA. Its product is annotated as signal recognition particle 14 kDa protein. Gene Ontology annotation, biological process: SRP-dependent cotranslational protein targeting to membrane. Lineage: Eukaryota; Viridiplantae; Streptophyta; Magnoliopsida; Asterales; Asteraceae. Gene Ontology annotation, molecular function: 7S RNA binding; endoplasmic reticulum signal sequence receptor activity. The record is from RefSeq and is a predicted model, not a curated record. The transcript has 4 exons. The coding region runs from base 160 to 531 and encodes 123 amino acids. Gene Ontology annotation, cellular component: signal recognition particle, endoplasmic reticulum targeting.